Molecule: messenger RNA, 2130 nt
Organism: Bombus impatiens (common eastern bumble bee)
Lineage: Eukaryota; Metazoa; Arthropoda; Insecta; Hymenoptera; Apidae
Gene: egh
Product: beta-1,4-mannosyltransferase egh
Exons: 3
Coding region: 633-2009 (458 amino acids)
Cellular component (GO): cytoplasm
Molecular function (GO): beta-1,4-mannosyltransferase activity
Source: RefSeq, a predicted model, not a curated record
GUCCCCCACCACCAAAAAUUGAACGAGUGUUGAACCUAUGUAUACGAUCGUGGUUGACGGUUGAUAUUAAUCUGUUUUCACAUUUAUUUUACUUUCAUUAUUAACAUGAACUUACAUUUUUCAAUAAUCCAUUGCUAUAUUCAUACAUUGUUAACAGUAACAUACAAAUGCACGUUAUAUCUAUAAAUAACACUUAACGGUGAAAGAUAUAAAAAUUAUGAAUUUAAUUUUAUCCGCAUAAGUAACAUCGACCAAUCAAAGAGGUUUAUAUUAGACGUUAAAGCCAGUAAAAAGAAAAGUAUAAUUGUCGAAGUGGUAUUACCUUAAUGUCAAAUUUCAAUAUUUAUCGCAACUUCAUAGGUUGAUUUGAUUUCCUUAUCUCGUAUUGAUAAUUAGUCAUUUCCUGUAAAACAUUGAAGAAUGUUGGAAUGUAAGUGAUUCUUUGAGUCAACGAAAGUCGAUGGUAGUGUGUUAUUGAAAUUAUGAAAAUAUUUUUUAUUCAUACCGGUACAUAAAUUAGUUUUUUUUUUAUUGUUCAUUUACAUUUAUUUGUUGUUGUGGGCAAUGAAUCGAGAAAUCUUUCUUUUUAACGAUAUAUCACAAUAAUAUUUGGCUACACAAAGAAAGAAAUAAUGUUGAACAGUGUAACAAAACAUAUUUUACACUGUUGUUUACUACUUGUUGUUAUAAUCAUAUUUGAAUUGAUUACCGGAGGACUUAGUUGGAAUAAUAAUAAAAAGGAAACAUUUGAUCCAUGGAUUGAAUAUGGAUUUCUUGGCGCACUUAUAUUAUAUAUCCUGCGAACACUUACAUUUCUUUCCUUUCCGCAAGUUUUAUUUAACUUUGUAGGACUAAUGAUAUACAAUGCAUUCCCAGAUAAAGUUGUUUUAAAAGGUUCGCCAUUACUUGCACCAUUUAUUUGUAUUAGAAUAGUAACACGUGGAGAUUAUCCACAAUUAGUGAGAGCAAAUGUAAUAAGGAAUUUAAACAGAUGUCUAGAAACUGGUUUAGAAAACUUUCAAAUUGAAGUAGUUAGUGAUAAGCCAAUUGGAUUAAACCCUCAUAGAAGAAUCAGAGAGGUCGUUGUGCCACCAAACUAUCGUACAAGUAGUGGUGCUUUGUUCAAAGCUCGUGCUUUACAAUAUUGCUUAGAAAAUUCAGUCAAUGAGUUAGCAGAUAACGAUUGGAUUGUACAUCUUGAUGAAGAAACUUUACUGACUGAAAAUUCUGUUCGUGGGAUACUGAAUUUUGUACUGGAUGGAAAACAUCAAUUUGGCCAAGGGUUAAUAACAUAUGCAAAUGAAGAUGUUGUUAAUUGGAUUACUACCUUAGCAGACAGUUUUAGAGUAGCAGAUGACAUGGGAAAGUUACGAUUACAAUUUACAAUGUUUCAUAAACCUUUCUUUAGUAUGAAAGGUUCUUAUGUUGUUACUCAAAUGGGUGCAGAAAGACAAGUUUCCUUCAACAAUGGACUAGAUGGAUCUGUUGCAGAAGAUUGUUUUUUUGCAAUGAAAGCAUUUACCCAAGGGUAUACAUUUAAUUUUGUGGAUGGUGAAAUGUGGGAAAAGUCACCAUUUACAUUAUGGGACUUUGUACAACAAAGAAAGAGAUGGUUACAAGGUAUAUUACUUGUUGUACAUUCCAAAGCUAUUCCAUUAAAUAAAAAGCUGCUUCUAGGCAUAUCUUGUUACUCGUGGGUAACACUGCCGCUUUCUACUUCGAAUAUUGUAUUAGCUGGAAUUUAUCCCAUUACUUGCCCACCAUUUAUAGAUUUUCUAUGUGCUUUUAUUGGUGCGGUAAAUAUUUAUAUGUAUGUUUUUGGUGUAGUUAAAUCAUUUUCUUUAUACCGAUUUGGUAUUGCUCGAUUUAUACUAUGUAUAUGUGGGGCAUUAUCAACAAUUCCUUUUAAUUUGAUCAUAGAAAAUGUUGCCGUUAUAUGGGGUUUGUUCGGAACAAAACAUAAAUUUUAUGUAGUUAACAAAGAGUACAAACCACCAGUGACAGUAUAAGAAAGUAUUAAAAGAUUCCUUUCAGAUAGUAUCAUAUACUUACAGAAAUGUUUAUAUACACUUUCAGAAAUUCUUGUGUAUUUUAGAAGAAUAAUAUGAUUUUAUAUUUUAGAAUUUGAAA